AACCACCGUCGACCAUCGUCGGCAUCAUCGACAAACAACUGUCUGCUGGUUCCUGAUAGUUUGUGGCUCACAUGGCUUUUUCUUCACACCACAGACUUCCAAAUGGAAUCUACAGCUUCUCCAGUCACCCGAGACCCGCGGAGGAGUGCCUCAAACCUGCACCUGAACAGGACCUCAGUCAUUAUGGGAAAAUGUACAACUGCUGUAUUGUCAGCACAAGCACUGCUGCUGUUCAACAUAUUCUACCAGCUACAGGUCAACCAAUCCCUGCUGAAAUACACAAACACAGGGAGAUCAGGAGGAGAGGUCGGAAACGUGCCAGGAACAGACUCAAGACUCCGCGCAAAAAGGACAUUGAAGUACAAACGCAUCCUUAUUUUGAGAAAUGGGAUGAUGUCAAAGUGGCUCCAGGUACUGAAUGCCAGACUGACACUUUACCAGACAUACCAGCCAUCGUUAUACCUGCCAAAACUGGCAAUGAUGUUGCAAUACAGUUGGAGGAGAAGGACUUGAUUGACUUUGAAAUAGAUGUGAAGCCAGUGGUGGAGAUCCUGGUGGGUAAGACCAUAGAGCUCUCUCUCAUGGAGGUGAUGGAGGAGGAGGAGCUGGCCUGUGUGAGGGAGCAGCAGGGAGCUUUACUAGACCUCCUAAGUAAUGAGCAGGCAGAGGCGCAGCGACUGCAGGAACAAGAGGGGCGGCGCAGGGAGGAACAAGAAAGAAGGAUGGCACAGCAGAGCGACGUGCUGAAGAAAGAAGGAGAGACUGCUGAGAAGAUUGCUGCCCGUGCGUACACUCGGCAGUACCUGGCCGAUGUUGUUCCUGCGGCCUUCAUCUCACUCAGAAACGACGGCUAUUUCUAUGACACUGUGGAGAGAGAUAUUGAGAUUAAUUUCUUUCCACACCUGAUGGCUGAGGUUUACAACAAUUUAGAGAAGAGAAACACAGCGAAACAGGUGCUGGACACUAUUAUCCACAGUGUUGCCCAGAUGAGGUCCAGACUAAAUUGAAAUUGAGCAUGAAGCACCAGGAGAUGCUAGAACAUGUUGACAGAUGAGCCCAACGCACGAAUGAAUGUUUCACUGUAAAAGAUGGAUGUUACAGAAAGUGUCCUUGGUGGUGAUGUCCAGUUGUGGACGUGGACGUUUGAUGACAGGGGCAACUGUGUUGACUAGAUACAGACUGACCUCCUGCAGCCAAUGCAGAACUGCUACCUGAGCACGGUGUGUUCACUGUGGUUGUGUCAAUAAAAACAUUUCAAACUUUAACUUCAACAUGAAAGUGUGUAUAGUUCAUGUGAAUGCAGGAGAGCAUGGGAGACACACGAGGCUCCAUGAGUUGUCCGUUCAAAGAUGGUCUUCAUACCUUGGGUGAAACACUUGGUUAUUUGAGUUACUGUUGCCUUUCCAGUCUCGUCAUUCUCCUCUAACUUCUUGGAUUAUUACCAAGGCAGAAUUCUUGCCUCGAGAAAUUCUAAAUUCUGAUAUUCUUCUGUGGUACUAGGCGA
Messenger RNA from Solea solea (common sole), 1504 nucleotides. Its product is annotated as radial spoke head protein 3 homolog. Gene Ontology annotation, cellular component: cilium. The transcript has a single exon. The record is from RefSeq and is a predicted model, not a curated record. The coding region runs from base 72 to 1007 and encodes 311 amino acids. NCBI's taxonomy places the organism in Eukaryota, Metazoa, Chordata, Actinopteri, Pleuronectiformes, Soleidae.